AUGCAGCAGCCGGCACGGAAGGUCCGAAGUUGGUGUAAACUUCCCUUCGACCGUUCACACAACGGCGAAGCGGGGGAUAUUACCGAUCUCGCUGUACGAACCUCGCGUGCCGCCUGCAUGGACAAAAAGAAAAGGAGAGAAAAGGAGGGGCCAAGAAGACAAAAGGGUCCCGCGGUGUAUUGCAGUGCCGACGACGGUCAUGCAACAAGAAUCACGAGGACACAGUCACACCAGCACACGACCCACGCCUUCUGCUUUCGAUCUGUUCCAUUGAUCCCUCGCUUGUCCAUGAAAGCUGCAGGCGCAUCCUGCGGCGAAGAGGUCACCAAACCCCCUAAAGGGCCAGCAGGUGCGCACAGGGUCACAUCUUCCACUGUCCGAGUGCGGGUCGGACACGCCAAGACUUGCUUUGGCGUUUUAAUUAGCCGAAUCUCUGCUGUGCUGCCUGAGUGUGGCUUUCUUCCUUUCAAAAUGCGCUCAGGCCGCUGA
Molecule: messenger RNA, 489 nt
Organism: Pseudozyma hubeiensis SY62
Lineage: Eukaryota; Fungi; Basidiomycota; Ustilaginomycetes; Ustilaginales; Ustilaginaceae
Product: pyrroline-5-carboxylate reductase
Exons: 1
Coding region: 1-489 (162 amino acids)
Source: RefSeq, a predicted model, not a curated record